UUUAGUAGUGUCUGCAACACAUCAGCGCGGUAGUAAGCUGUUUCGCCGGCACCUCCGUAGAUUUUGGACAUUCGGGUAACUCGGCGCUCUUCCUAAAUUCUAAACGGAGGCUCCGGACCUGGCUACUAUAAAUAUUUGCAAAAAAGAGGCGUCGUUCAUUUGAGUACAGAGAUGGUAUAACGGCCAUUUAGAAAGAUUUGGACGUCGCGACGCCGGACGCCGGCACGCAGUGAUACGAUGAAGCGAGGGAUUAUAGUGUUCCUGCUUUACUUCGUACUCUCCACGGGACUACGUUUACCAGGUCUUAUUGACAGCGCCAGACGGAAUGAUAUCGCUCAAAAAAACAUCAAAAGCGACACGGAUUAUGUGAUAAGGAGAUCUCUGUCGUCGUCUUCUCGCCUGUCUGAAGAUACCGCCGACAACGAGACUUGCGGCGGCGACGACGACGACGACGACUUCCCCAGCUUCCUCACCAACGACCAGGUCAAGCAAGGGGGCAUAGUUCUGUGUUUCGUGGUGGCCAUAUACUGUUUCUCGCUAUUGGCCGUGGUCUGCGAUAAAUACUUCUUGCCGUCCAUCGAGCGACUCUGCGAAGUGAUGGAUCUCUCCGCCGACGUAGCGGCGGCGACGUUCAUGUCGGUGGCGACCUCUUGCCCCGAAUUGUUCACCAACAUCAUCGCGACGUUCGUCACCGGGUCCGAGUUGGGUAUCGGCACGAUAGUCGGCUCUUCCAUGUUUAAUUCACUGGGUGUCGCGUCGGUUGGCUCGCUGGCCGCUUCCGUCCCGAUCCAGCUGGAUUGGUGGCCCGUAACCCGUGACGUCUGCGUCUACAUGCUGUCUAUUACGCUCUUAAUCGUUAUCGUCUGGGACGGUUUCAUUUUCUGGUACGAAGGUCUCGCACUGUUCAUCGCCUACUUCGUCUACUUCGCCAUCAUGUUCCAAAACCCCCGCAUAUCGCGUUGGGUGCGUAACAUCGCAGCCAAGUACCAGGCAAAGAAGGUGGACGACGUGGUGGACGUAAAGUACGCCCACGAGCAGAGGACGCUGUCCAACGACCAAGUGCGUGUGUCUGUGCUGUCCGCUUACGGUAGCUAUGUCAAAGAAGUAAGGGAGGCGGGGUACGAGAACACGGAGGCAUACAAGAGGGGCGUGCAAGCUGAGAAAGAAUACCAGGAGCGAGAAAACAAAAAGAGUCCUUUCGCGAUACCGGCCGGAGGAUUCUGGACGAAGUUUUGCUUCUUCUACACGUGGCCGAUAAAGAUGGUGCUCAGGUGUACGAUUCCCAACCCCAAAAUCCACCCGAAACUGUUCCCGCUCUCUUUCAUCAUCUGCAUCUUCUGGAUCGGCGGCAAUUCGUACAUGGUGUCGUGGAUGAUCACCCUUAUCGGAACCGCUCUGAAUAUCCCGUCGACUGUUCAAGGGCUGACGUUUUCAGCUGCAGGAAGCUCGCUGCCUGAGUCGCUGUCGAUCGCGAUCAUGUCCAGGAGAGGCGAAGGUAAGAUGGGAGUGUCCAACUCUCUGGGAGCCAAUUCCAUGAACAUCCUCUUCUCGCUGGGCAUGCCGUGGUUCUUCAAGACCAUCCUCAAAGGUACCAACAACGACGCUUUCAUCGAAAUCCAUUCGGGGUCCAUAGUGUACACGAUCAUGGCCCUGAUCGUGGUAGCCCUUAUCCUAUACGCCACCCUAUUCUUCAACAACUUCAGACUGGCCAGGAAGACAGGUUACGUGCUAGUCACAGUUUACGCCAUUUGUAUAGUGCUCGCGUGCUUGAACGAGAUGGUCUUCUUUCCUCCCAAGUGCUGAUGCGCGAACGUUACAGGCCGGAAUUUGAUUUGUGAGAACAGUUCGUCGAACGUUCGUGUUUUCGCGUGCUACCGCUCAGUCUUCCGUACGCUUCCGUACAUUUUCGGGACAAAUGUGAUAUUUUUCCUAUACUCGUUGUAAAUACUUCCGUUUUAGAAUAUAUG
Messenger RNA from Cylas formicarius (sweet potato weevil), 1967 nucleotides. Its product is annotated as sodium/potassium/calcium exchanger 3-like. The transcript has 9 exons. Lineage: Eukaryota; Metazoa; Arthropoda; Insecta; Coleoptera; Brentidae. Gene Ontology annotation, cellular component: membrane. The coding region runs from base 238 to 1803 and encodes 521 amino acids. Gene Ontology annotation, biological process: calcium ion transmembrane transport; intracellular calcium ion homeostasis. Gene Ontology annotation, molecular function: calcium, potassium:sodium antiporter activity; calcium channel activity. The record is from RefSeq and is a predicted model, not a curated record.